GCAAUAUCUUCUUCGCAUCAUUUUCGGUUGCAAUUGUGUGUUGUAGCAGGACUUGCAACUCCCGACAAUACGUAUCAUCGCAUCUCUUGUGUACAUUUAUAGACUCCUUCGAUAUGACAAUCCCCGUAGUCGUUUCGGUCCCGGACGGAGGAGGAUCCAGCGAAAUAUCGACAACACCUAAACCAACUGCAACAACAAAAGUCCCAGAAGCCCUGUCGUUUACCACAAUCACAUCGCUUCCAACCGAUAUAUCUUUCGACUUUGAGCCCUUCUUAGUAUCCGAACUGAAUUUGGAUAUUACCCGCGAUCGUUCGUCCGCUCAAUCAGAUGUCUGCAAGUUCUACCUCAAAGGUUAUUGUCAUAAGGGAGCUGGCUGCCAAUUCCGACAUGCGCGAAACGACAAGACGGUUGUUUGCAAGCAUUGGCUGAGAGGACUAUGCAAGAAGGGAGAGCUGUGCGAGUUCUUGCACGAAUAUAAUCUGAAAAAAAUGCCAGAAUGCUGGUUUUACGCGAAAUAUGGAGAGUGCUCCAAUCCAGAGUGUAUGUACCUCCAUGUCGAUCCUGAAUCAAAGAUCAAAGAUUGCGCAUGGUAUGCUCGCGGGUUUUGCAAACUAGGCCCUGAAUGCCGAUACAAGCACGUACGGAAAGCCAUUUGUCAGAACUAUGUUACUGGCUUCUGUCCAAAAGGCCCUGAAUGUUCCUUAGGACACCCGAAGUUCGAUCCGCCUUCACAAAACCCUGUAGGUUCCGUUGGCCAGUUGGAUGUAAUGCAGGGCAACAUGAUGGAUGGACGAAGACCAUUCCGACCACUAGAAGAGGUGACCUGCUUUAGAUGCGGGGAGAAGGGUCAUUAUGCCAACCAUUGUCCGAAGCGAAGACGUUUCAAUAACGAUAGUCAGCCUGAGUUUUCUGUUGGACGCCCAAUUCCGACUGUGUCAUAGCGUGUUUGUAUAUUAUGACACUGUCGUGGGCAAUGGCAUGAGUGCGUUGACGAUAAAAAGUCUGGUUGUAUCAUAGUGUGGAAACUUUUAAUGUUACCAACAUACACAAACCAAAUCCGUAUUUAAAUACGUCGAUCACCGCUGCCCUACCCCAUCCUGCAAUUUUCGAUGGAGCCGAGACGAUAGAAAAUCAAACUGUCCAUAGAUUGCUGGGGCAUAACGAUGUGAACGACACAGAGCAGAAAGAUACAUGAUCGUAGCUACUUGUAGGAAGACUGAGUGCUGCAACAUAUUUAUAGCAUUGUGCAUUCUGGAUUCAAGACUGGACAUGUGGCCAGUGUAGCGAGCCCACUAGGGCGUUCGGACAUUUGAUGCGCUUGGUAGUGUCACUGCAUUUGCUCCGGUCUGCACGCCAUGUAUAUACAUAUAAAACAAGAAAGAUACAAUAAACCCACUAGCUAGUCUCCCGUU
Messenger RNA from Spizellomyces punctatus DAOM BR117, 1412 nucleotides. RefSeq lists its product as uncharacterized. The record is from RefSeq and is a predicted model, not a curated record. Bases 114 to 941 code for a protein of 275 amino acids. The transcript is spliced from 4 exons. Gene Ontology annotation, molecular function: zinc ion binding; RNA binding. Lineage: Eukaryota; Fungi; Chytridiomycota; Chytridiomycetes; Spizellomycetales; Spizellomycetaceae.